GAGCUGUCGACAGGUACACGACACAGCUGACUGGGCGCGCGCAGCCGUUCGCUCUCCGUGGUGCUGAACGUUCUCCUAACCGCUACCUGCCUCACUGUAGGUCGUCACGAAAGAUAAGGGAGAGUGGAGCUUCUUCCACUGGAAAAUAGCCAUACAAUAAGACUUUUCCGAAUAAUCAUUGACGUUGUUUCUCUCAUAAUCUUAUCAUAUCGUGGACACAUUUCAAACGUUAUCAAGAGGGUGAUUUUUAUAUUUUUUAUUUUAGCAAUUGACUGGGAUCUGUAGCCUACAAGAUGGCACUGAAUGGAUGUACAUUGCACAAGGCAAAGGAAGAUUUAUCAGACUGUUUUGUGACUGUGAACCCAUACCAUAUCAGAUUGGUCGCCUAAUUCUGCAAUAUAAUCGUUUUUUUUUUCUCAGCUCAUUCAAUACACCUGGCAUUGGAUGUCUAAACCUCGAGGCACAUAAAUUCGGAUUUACAUUUUACCGAAUAUGUUUAGCAAUAUUCCAUAUUUGAAUUAUUUAUCGUAAUAUAAAAGAAAUCGAGCAGAAAUCAAGAAGAAUUUGGAAUCAUGGAACCCGAUCCCGAACCCGUUAAGCAUCGGGCUUUCCCGCCCAGUAAAGAAGGGCUGAAGAAAUUGGCUGGAAAGACCUUCGGUCAUCUGUACAGGGUGGUGGAGAAACGUCAGAAGACAGGUGAGGUGAUCGAGUUAACGGAGGACGGCCGGCCCUCCGAGCAGCAGGAGAAGAAACCGCCUUUAUGUGACUGCACGUGCUUCGGCCUCCCGCGCCGUUACAUCAUCGCCAUCAUGAGCGGCCUCGGAUUCUGCAUCUCCUUCGGCAUCCGGUGUAACCUGGGCGUGGCUAUCGUGGGCAUGGUCAAUAACAGUACCAUACACAAGGAUGGCAAGAUCAUCAUCACAGAGAAAGCGAAGUUCAACUGGGAUCCAGAGACGGUGGGGAUGAUCCACGGUUCAUUCUUCUGGGGUUACAUCGUCACACAAAUACCCGGAGGGUGGAUAUGCUCACGACUGGCAGCAAACAGAGUGUUCGGGCUGGCCAUCUUCCUCACGUCCAUCCUCAACAUGCUCAUCCCCUCCGCUGCCCGCGUGGACUAUCGCUGCGUCAUCUGUGUCCGCAUACUACAAGGUCUGGUGGAGGGAGUGACCUACCCUGCCUGUCAUGGCAUCUGGAGUAAGUGGGCCCCACCACUGGAGAGGAGUCGUCUGGCCACCACCUCAUUCUGUGGAUCCUAUGCUGGUGCCGUGAUAGCCAUGCCUCUGGCUGGGAUCUUGGUCCAGUACUCUGGCUGGUCCUCCGUCUUCUAUCUGUACGGCUGCUUUGGGAUGUUCUGGUACAUGUUCUGGAUCCUGGUGUCCUAUGAGAGCCCAGAGGUUCACCCCACCAUCACCGCUGAGGAGAGACGUUACAUCGAGGAGAGCAUCGGAGAGGGUCAAGAACUAUUCGGUCCUGCUAGCAAAUACAAGACUCCAUGGAGGAAGUUCUUCACCUCAAUGCCCGUCUAUGCUAUCAUCGUGGCCAACUUCUGCAGGAGCUGGACUUUCUACCUGCUCCUCAUCAGCCAGCCGGCCUACUUCGAGGAGGUGUUCGGCUUCGAGAUCAGCAAGGUGGGCAUGGUGUCGGCCCUGCCUCACUUGGUGAUGACCAUCAUCGUGCCCAUCGGAGGACAGCUGGCUGACUGGCUACGCACCAGAAACAUCCUGUCUACUACCACCGUCAGGAAGAUCAUGAACUGUGGAGGGUUUGGAAUGGAGGCCACUCUGCUCCUCGUGGUUGGUUUCUCUCACACCAAGGGUGUGGCCAUCUCUUUCCUGGUCAUGGCUGUGGGCUUCAGUGGCUUCGCUAUAUCAGGUUUCAAUGUGAACCACCUGGAUAUCGCCCCUCGCUAUGCCAGUAUCCUGAUGGGUAUAUCUAACGGUGUGGGAACCCUGUCAGGGAUGGUGUGCCCACUCAUCGUGGGGGCCAUGACCAAAAACAAGACUCGAGAGGAAUGGCAAUGGGUGUUCCUCAUCGCUGCCCUGGUUCACUACGGAGGGGUCAUCUUCUACGGGAUCUUUGCUUCAGGCGAGAAGCAGCCGUGGGCCGACCCGGAGCUGACCAGCGACGAGAAGUGUGGCUUCAUCGAUGAGGACGAGCUGGCAGAGGAGACGGGUGACAUCACACAGGGCUACAGUGGUGGCAUGGCGGCAGUAGGCGCAGGGAAGAGUUACGGGGCCACUACAACUGGGCUCAACGGGGGCUGGGUGGCACCAGACAGCUGGGAGAAUGUAGAGGAGGAACCAGCUGGGCAGACCUGGGCAGAUUGAGACUACUCAUAGAACAGGGCCGUGUGUAUCGAGUGUAUCAGCGCAGAAGUGCAGAUUUUUGGAUCAUGUUUUGCCUUUUAUAUCAUAAUAAAUAAUAUUAGGUGGCUGAUCCUAGAUCAGCUAUUCUACUCUGAGAUGCUUGAUACAUAUGGCCCCAGAUAUAAUCAUGUUAUGGCAGCGGUGGGGGUGUUCUAGCCUGGUUUCUGAUCUGUUUGUGCUGUCUUGCCAAUGCCUACAAUGACUAUAGACCACUGCUACAAUGACCACGGCACAAACAGAUCUGGGGACCAGGCUAGGGUAGUUCACCCACUAAAAGAGAGAGAGAGAGAGAGAGAGAGAGAGAGAGAGAGAGAGAGAGAGAGAGAGAGAGAGAGAGAGAGAG
This is a messenger RNA of Oncorhynchus keta (chum salmon), 2709 nucleotides long. Its product is annotated as vesicular glutamate transporter 2.1-like. The transcript is spliced from 11 exons. The coding region runs from base 573 to 2327 and encodes 584 amino acids. Gene Ontology annotation, molecular function: neurotransmitter transmembrane transporter activity; L-glutamate transmembrane transporter activity. NCBI's taxonomy places the organism in Eukaryota, Metazoa, Chordata, Actinopteri, Salmoniformes, Salmonidae. Gene Ontology annotation, cellular component: excitatory synapse; synaptic vesicle membrane. Gene Ontology annotation, biological process: regulation of synapse structure or activity; synaptic transmission, glutamatergic; neurotransmitter loading into synaptic vesicle. The record is from RefSeq and is a predicted model, not a curated record.